This is a messenger RNA of Panicum hallii, 3121 nucleotides long. RefSeq lists its product as uncharacterized. Gene Ontology annotation, biological process: regulation of defense response to fungus. The record is from RefSeq and is a predicted model, not a curated record. The transcript is spliced from 5 exons. NCBI's taxonomy places the organism in Eukaryota, Viridiplantae, Streptophyta, Magnoliopsida, Poales, Poaceae. Bases 255 to 2636 code for a protein of 793 amino acids.
CAAACGCGCACGCUGCCGCCGCUCCCCGACAGUACCUCUGCUCCGUGCCUCCUUUCUCCUCUCUCUCUCUCUCAUGGCGGACUCCUCGAGCUGUGAGGCGAAACCCUAAUGGAGAGCAGCCGGCGCCGCCACGCCCACGCGCCGUAGCCUCGCCGCGGCGAGCUCCGUCGGAAGGACGACGCCAGUGCUUGGCGAUCCGGGUGGGAUUGCGUUAGAAGUGGGAGGAGUCUCCCUUCGGUGGGGAGGCGCCCGCCAUGGGGAGUGAUCUGAAGGAGUUGAAGUACAGGAGGAGGAUUGCGGUGGAGGAGCGCGCGCAAUGCAGCGACCCGAGGGGCGGCGCGGACUGGGCCGCGCUGCAGCAGGACCCCGUCGAGCUGCUGCGCAAGCUGGACGAGCUGAGGGACCAGAUCACGCGCUCUUGCCACGUCGUCGGCCAGCCGCGGGAGCACCGCAGGGUCAGCCGCCGCGCGGUCUCCAUGCUCCCCGAGCACCUUGAGCCGCCACCUCUGCCGGGGUACCACCGCUCCCGCUAUGGUGGCCGGUAUGGGCUCGGCUUGCCACCGCCCAGCCCACACACCCCGCUGCGCCCUGAACAUGGGGAGAGGUAUGCGAGACAGUCUAGUGGGCACUACCGCCAGUACCCUGGGAAGCAGUGGGAGAGCGGUGGGAUAGGGCCUGGGAGCUAUCAUCACUAUGGGUGUGCUUGUCCGCACUGUCUGCACGGGCAGAGGCCUGUGCCGCAAGAGGAGAACAUCCCGAUGGCGAGAUACUUUGCUGGACAACAUGAAUCCUACCGGUUUGAGAGGUCACCAUCUGUUUCGUCCGAUUAUGAUCGAAGAUCUGUGGCAUCAUCACUUUACUCUCAUCGGUCGGUGUCGAAGAGGAGGGCCGAGUUCUUCAGGAAGAAGGCAGAACUUAUCUGUCGUCCAGUGGAUGGUGCUGCACCUUUCUCUGUGUGCAGUUCAUGUUAUAAGCUACUGCAGAUGCCUAUGGAAAAGUGCAUAGGGAGGAAGAGGAAUCGGUUUCAAUGUGGGUCUUGUUGUCAGAUAAUUAGUUUGAAGCGUGAUGAAGGAAAAGGAAUUCCCUUGAUACCACCAUCAUCCUUAUAUGUGCCUGAAAUGGAGCAGAGCUCAAGUGAUCAGAUGAUGCAAGAUUCCACCCAUCAGCGCUACAAAGAUUUCAAUUUUGCGUUCUACAAUUCAAACGAGCAUAGCAGCAUGCAAUUCGACAUGGAUUUUGCUGAUGAUAACUCACUUUCUUCUACCACUAGUCAUGGCAGGACUGACAAAGAGUAUGGGUCAAACAGGAGCAUCCAGUCAAAAGCUGAGGGUCUCUCUUUCUCUCCAAGCAUGUCUCUGGAAGUUGGGAGCCCGAAGGAUAUAUUGUGUGAAAGAGAUGCAGGCUGCGAGGCAGAGCCAGUACAUGGUCCAGUUACCCCACGAUCUCCAGUUUUGGAGGACAAACUUGUUGACCCAUUGUGCACCCAAGAAAAAGAUAAUGAUGAGGUUAACCAAGGAAUGCAUUACAGAUCAGACCUAACUUGCAAAGGACAAUAUGAUGUUAAUCAUGAAUAUGAUGAAAGCAUUAUUACAAGAAGCAAACAUAAUGGCAAUGAAGAUGAUAAAGUUGCCACUGAAGAUGAAAGCUCAUGCAGCAGUUUUGAACAGAAGAGCAAGGAAGAUAACUGUUGCAACCUUGAAGAUGGUAGCAAAACGCACAAGCAGAAUAGGGCAAAAGAUGACACUAGUAGUCUUGAAGAUGAAAGUGAAAAGUAUGAGUGUACCAACAUUAAAGAUGGUAAUAGCAACCCUGAAGAUGAGAACACGAAUAAUAAAUGUGAGCCGAAGGCCAAUGGAGAUGAAAAAUGUGUUCUUGGAGCUGAAAACAUUAGCAACAACUGUGAAGAAAACAAAAAAGACGAUGUCAUCGGAGCUGGAAGCACAAGUAAGAGACAUGAUGAGCUGAAAACUGAAGAAGAUUAUGGGAAACUGCAGCAGCAGUUUACUGAAGAUGCCAAUUCCCCAGCAGAGAGUGGGUCAUCAGUUAAUGGGCGCACAAAUUCUGGGUUUUCUCGUGGUUCAUCAGAGGCUGGGUUAGAUGAAGAUCAGUCCUCAACUGGUAAGAGUGGGGACUCAUCAUUUUUUGCUGGUUUAUUGAAGAAGGGUUUCGAGGACCUUUCUUUAUUAAAUAAGUCGACGGAUAGUGCUAAGGUUUCAAUUAAUGGUCAUCCAAUCUCUAAAAGAGCCCUUAAGAAGGCAGAGAAGAAAGCAGGUCCUGUUGACCCUGGUUCAUAUUGGUAUGACUACCAUGCUGGUUUUUGGGGUGUCAUGGGCAGAGAAUGCAUUGGCAUUAUCCCUCCAUUUAUUAAAGAAUUCAAUUAUCCGAUGGCCAGAAAUUGUGCUGGUGGGGAUACUGGUGUUUUUGUCAAUGGCAGAGAACUUUGUCAGAGAGAUUUAGAUUUGCUUGUAGGAAGAGGACUGCCACGGACAUCUGGGAAGUCAUAUUCUAUUGAGAUAUCUGGAAAUAUAACUGAUGAAGCAACUGGGAAAAAACUGCGUAGUCUUGGAAAACUUGCUCCCACGAUCGAGAAGUUGAAGCGCGGUUUUGGCAUGCACGUCCCUGAAGAGUUUAGAUAGAUGGCUCUUAUCUCAGGGUCUUGGUUUCGCUUGCUAAUAAUGCACUCUUCAAAGCUGACCAUGGGAGGAAAUCAGUGAUUUCUGGUGGUUAUGAUAUUAAAUCUCAGAUUUCUCCAAGUUGUUGGACUGGAGUUCUACAAGUAGUAAUUAAAUCCUUGGUGCACAGAAAAUGGUGCUGCUCAAGAAGCAGAAAUCAAGUGGUUUAGUGAUUUUAACUACCAAAAAUCCCCCUCCUGCUAAUUCCAUUUCUUUAAUGGAAGCUAAGUCUAUCAGGCGGCUCUAACUUCACUGCUCUGCCUGUACAUGCUAUUCCUUAUGUGUUAUCAUUGUCAGUACAUUGCCCCAUCACAGGCGCAGAAGUAUUUUAGAUGUAUGAGCAAUUAUCAGCUUGUAAUAUAUUGGUAGAGCUAUGCUUCCCCUAACAUGUGUAUAUAUUUGCUCUUGAUUAUUGAGACUCCUCUUGCCGAUGUGAUGGCAUUCCUCUC